CAGAGAGGAGGCUGACUGCAUGAUGGGAGAGGAGACUAUUGGGAAGAAGUUACCUCCAACUACAGCAACUCAAGACUCAUCAAAAGCAGAGAUGGACAGCAGGACAAAGACCAAGGAUUACUGCAAAGUAAUAUUUCCAUAUGAGGCACAGAAUGACGAUGAAUUGACAAUCAAAGAAGGCGAUAUAGUCACUCUCAUCAAUAAGGACUGCAUCGACAUAGGCUGGUGGGAAGGAGAGCUCAAUGGCAGACGAGGCGUGUUCCCUGAUAAUUUCGUGAAGUUACUCCCGCCGGACUUUGAAAAGGAAGGCAAUAGACCCAAGAAGCCGCCUCCUCCAUCAGCUCCUGUCAUCAAACAAGGGGCAGGUACCACGGAGAGAAAACAUGAAAUUAAAAAGAUACCUCCUGAAAGACCAGAAACACUUCCAAACAGAACAGAAGAAAAAGACAGACCAGAGAGAGAGCCAAAACUGGAUUUACAGAAGCCCUCUGUUCCUGCCAUACCACCAAAAAAACCUCGCCCACCUAAGACCAACUCUCUCAGCAGACCUGGUGCGCUGCCCCCAAGAAGGCCAGAACGACCAGUGGGUCCUCUGACCCAUGCCAGGGGUGACGGUCCAAAGAUUGACUUGGUGGGCAGUGCCAUCUCCGGCAUCCUGGACAAGGAUCUCUCAGACCGCAGCAAUGACAUCGACCUAGAAGGUUUUGACUCCGUGGUGUCAUCUACUGAGAAACUCAGUCACCCAACCACCAGCCGACCAAAAGCCACGGGAAGGCGGCCUCCAUCCCAGUCCCUCACUUCCUCAUCGCUCUCAAGCCCUGAUAUUUUUGACUCUCCAAGUCCAGAAGAAGACAAAGAGGAACACGUUUCACUUGCGCACAGAGGAGCCGACGCAUCAAAGAAAACUUCAAAGACUGUUACCAUAUCCCAAGUGUCCGAAAACAAAGCUUCCCUGCCACCCAAGCCAGGGACCAUGGCCGCAAGCGGCGGGCCAGCCCCGCUGUCCGCCACAGUGCCCUCCCCUCUGUCAUCCUCUUUGGGAACAGCUGGACACAGAGCCAACUCCCCAUCUCUGUUUGGCACCGAAGGAAAACCAAAGAUGGAGCCUGUGGCCAGCAGUCAGGCGGCUGUGGAGGAGCUGAGGACGCAGGUCCGGGAGCUGAGGAGCAUCAUCGAGACUAUGAAGGACCAGCAGAAACGAGAGAUUAAGCAGUUAUUGUCAGAGUUGGAUGAAGAGAAGAAAAUCCGUCUUCGGCUCCAGAUGGAAGUGAAUGACAUAAAGAAAGCUCUUCAAUCAAAAUGAAUACUUGAUCAAUGAAACGUUGCAUUAUCCAUCCUGAGUCAGAGACUCAAAUUUUCCACCCCAGCCAAAAUAACCUUGUGCCAAAAGAUGAAAGGUUUGCCUCCACAUGUCCCUGUUUGACAGAUUAGCACACAAGUCUUGAUAGCACAACACAAAUUCCAUCCAAGAGGAGAAUGUGUCCCAUGGCUUCGUCCUGGGACUGGCACU
Messenger RNA from Chrysochloris asiatica (Cape golden mole), 1510 nucleotides. It is a transcript of the gene SH3KBP1, whose product is annotated as SH3-domain kinase binding protein 1. The record is from RefSeq and is a predicted model, not a curated record. NCBI's taxonomy places the organism in Eukaryota, Metazoa, Chordata, Mammalia, Afrosoricida, Chrysochloridae. The transcript has 13 exons. The coding region runs from base 20 to 1303 and encodes 427 amino acids. Gene Ontology annotation, molecular function: protein binding.